AUGCUAUACCAGGGUCUCCUCCUUAUUGGGCUUCUUUCUGGUUCCGUCUUUGCUGGCCCCAAGAACAUUAAACGAUCGAACCCUGAAAAUGGCCAGCCAAUCAAUCCUGAAAAUGGCAGGGGAGCACCGUUGCUAGGUGGUACCAACAGGCCUGUCGACCUUCAGAAUCCUGACCAACUUCGCACCCCAACCACUGACAAUGGUUUCGUGCCGAACGUCAAGUGGAGUUUCUCCCAAUCGCAGACCAGGCUUUUCCCUGGCGGUUGGUCUCGAGAGCAGGUGAUUCAGGAUCUUCCACAGAGCCAUGAUAUCGCGGGAGCACAACAACAUCUUAAGAAAGGCGCUAUUCGUGAGCUUCACUGGCACAGAACAGCAGAAUGGGGCUUUUUAUAUAACGGAUCUCUUCUCCUUACCGGGGUUGAUGAGAAUGGUGGAUUCACAACCGAGAAGCUUGAAACGGGUGACAUCUGGUACUUUCCCAAAGGUGUUGCCCACAACGUCCAAGGACUAGAUGACGAGAAUGAAUACUUGCUUGCGUUCGAUGAUGGUGAUUUCGAGAAGAUUGGAACUACAUUCAUGGUUGACGAUUGGAUCGCCCACACACCAACGGAAGUUCUUGCUAAGAACUUUGGUGUUGAUCCUGCUGUUUUUAGCAAAGUCCCAUCGAAGUUUCCAUACAUUCUCAACGGCACCGUCAGCGCAGAUGUUAACAAGGCACCUGAAGGUACUCUAAAGGGCAAUAGUUCAUAUGUUUACCACACAUACCAGCAUCCCUCCGAGCCUGUCCCUGGCCAUGGCGGAACUUUUCGCAAGAUUGAUUCUACCAACUUCCCGAUUUCAAAAACUCUCGCUGCAGCUAUUGUUGAGCUUGAACCCAAAGGCCUCCGCGAGCUUCACUGGCAUCCUAACGCCGAGGAGUGGCUGUACUUUCACCAAGGGAAUGCCCGUGCCACUGUCUUCAUUGGCGACUCAAAAGCACGCACCUUCGACUUUACUGCCGGAGACACUGCUGUGUUCCCAGACAACAGCGGUCAUUACAUCGAGAACACGUCUGAGACAGAGAAACUCAUUUGGAUUGAGCUAUACAAAAGUGACCGCGUGGCUGAUAUCUCUUUGGCCCAGUGGCUUGCUUUGACGCCUGCAGAUACUGUGGCGAACGUAUUGAAAGUGGACAUAGAAGUCAUCAAACAGAUUAAAAAGGAGAAACAGCUUCUUGUCCAGGGCAAAUGA
Molecule: messenger RNA, 1230 nt
Organism: Penicillium macrosclerotiorum
Lineage: Eukaryota; Fungi; Ascomycota; Eurotiomycetes; Eurotiales; Aspergillaceae
Exons: 6
Coding region: 1-1230 (409 amino acids)
Biological process (GO): oxalate metabolic process
Cellular component (GO): cell wall
Source: RefSeq, a predicted model, not a curated record